Messenger RNA from Carassius auratus (goldfish), 1456 nucleotides. Its product is annotated as fibroin heavy chain-like. The record is from RefSeq and is a predicted model, not a curated record. Gene Ontology annotation, molecular function: peptidase inhibitor activity. The transcript has 7 exons. The coding region runs from base 105 to 1310 and encodes 401 amino acids. Gene Ontology annotation, cellular component: extracellular region. Lineage: Eukaryota; Metazoa; Chordata; Actinopteri; Cypriniformes; Cyprinidae.
CAACACAUUUAUUUUUGUUAGUUUUGAGUGCUUCAUUGUUACCUCUUUCUGGCACACCAAUUCAUUUUCCAGUGGAGACCAUUGUGAAAUCGUAGGCUGGGAGGAUGACAUCUCAAGUGUAUUGCUUGUUUGGUUCGGUUUUAUUGUGUCUGUUUGGAAGCUUGACCAUAACCGAUGCUACUCUAGGUUUGAGCCGUAUUGCCAAGCUGGUGAAGCUGACGGACGUGCUGUCCCAUCAAAGAUGUUCUUCUGAUGGUCGUGUUUCCAGUGAGCCUGGUUCAAUGAAACCAGGUCAAUGUCCUGACCCAAAGAACAUUCCACUGUCUGCUAAAAACUGUGUCCAUGAUGGCCAGUGUCCUGCCACACAAAAAUGUUGCCCAACCAACAGUGGCCAUGGAUGCAGUGAACCAAGGGGCCAGGGUGCCGGACAGGGCCAGGGUGCCGGACAGGGCCAGGGAAGCGGUCAGGGUGCCGGACAGGGCCAGGGAAGCGGUCAGGGUGCCGGACAGGGCCAGGGAAGCGGACAGGGCCAGGGAAGCGGACAGGGCGCCGGACAGGGCCAGGGAAGCGGACAGGGCGCCGGACAGGGCCAGGGAAGCGGACAGGGCGCCGGACAGGGCCAGGGAAGCGGUCAGGGCGCCGGACAGGGCCAGGGAAGCGGACAGGGCGCCGGUCAGGGCGCCGGACAGGGCCAGGGAAGCGGUCAGGGCGCCGGACAGGGCCAGGGAAGCGGUCAGGGUGCCGGACAGGGCCAGGGAAGCGGUCAGGGUGCCGGACAGGGCCAGGGAAGCGGUCAGGGUGCCGGACAGGGCCAGGGAAGCGGUCAGGGUGCCGGACAGGGCCAGGGAAGCGGACAGGGCGCCGGACAGGGUAGUGGACAGGGAGUUGGUCAGGGAAGCGGCUACGGCCAGGGAAGCGGCUACGGCCAGGGAACUGGUAGUGGACAGGGAGUUGGUCAGGGAAGCGGCUACGGUCAGGGAAGCGGCUACGGCCAGGGAUCUGGUAGUGGACAGGGAGUUGGUCAGGGAAGCGGCUACGGUCAGGGAAGCGGCUACGGCCAGGGAUCUGGUAGUGGUCAGGGAAGCGGCUACGGUCAGGGAAUUGGUCAGGGAAGCGGCUACGGUCAGGGAAGCGGCUAUGGCCAGGGAUCUGGUAGUGGUCAGGGAAGUGGCUACGGUCAGGGAAGUGGCUAUGGCCAGGGAUCUGGUAGUGGACAGGGAGUUGGUCAGGGAAGCGGCUACGGCCAGGGAUCUGGUAGUGGUCAGGGAAGCGGCUACGGCCAGGGAAUUGGCCAGGGAAGCGGUCUGUGACGUGGUCAGGGAAAUUGUGGUCUUUGAAACUUUCUUGGAAUUUUGCAUAACGUCUACAGGAGAUCUUUUCAAUUCAGUGCUAUGUUCAUAAGGGUUUUUCCCUUUUUGCUCUAACAUUUCAGAAAGACUGUCUCUGCCUCCUUCCC